Messenger RNA from Magnolia sinica, 620 nucleotides. Its product is annotated as protein SPIRAL1-like 5. Bases 55 to 357 code for a protein of 100 amino acids. The transcript is spliced from 2 exons. Gene Ontology annotation, biological process: cortical microtubule organization. The record is from RefSeq and is a predicted model, not a curated record. Gene Ontology annotation, cellular component: cortical microtubule, transverse to long axis. Lineage: Eukaryota; Viridiplantae; Streptophyta; Magnoliopsida; Magnoliales; Magnoliaceae.
UUCCAAAGUGGUUGACAACAUAAACAAAGAAAUUCCUGAUUUCAGAGGGCAGCCAUGAGUAGAGGUGGGAGUUAUGGAGGUGGACAGAGUUCUUUGGGAUACUUAUUCGGGUCCGAUCAGCCGCCGAGCCCACCUCCUGUCUCUGGUGAGGCCAACAAGCCUCCACCAUCUGAUGACAACAAUAAGGCCACCAAGACGCCGCCGGCCACACCUUCGCCAAAACAGACCAGCUCCAACAACUACCAUAGAGCUCAAGGCCAAAACACAGGCAACUUCAUUACUGAACGCCCCACCACAAAGGUGAAAUCGGUUCCUGGUGGAGACUCAUCUCUUGGCUACUUGUUUGGAGAGAAAUGACAUGGUUUGGUCUCUCUAAUGGCUAUAUAAGUAUAACUAAGCUUUUUAUUAUUAUUUGUUUUUAUUUGUAUAGUCUGAAGUGGGUUUGUUGCAAGGCUCUAAAAUAUAGGGCUGCAGCCCACAUAAAUGUGUGUCUAAAAUAAGGGCUGCAGUUCCCAUGAAACAUGUGGGUUUUCUAAGUAUUUUAUUAGUGAGGCUGAGAGGAUAUGAUGGUGUUUGAUUUAGAUAAUAAUAUUGUAACUAAGACAUUUGAUUCUAGUUUA